Molecule: messenger RNA, 1365 nt
Organism: Acanthamoeba castellanii str. Neff
Lineage: Eukaryota; Discosea; Longamoebia; Acanthamoebidae
Exons: 10
Coding region: 1-1365 (454 amino acids)
Source: RefSeq, a predicted model, not a curated record
AUGAAGGUGACCCAGUUGGUGGUGAUGCCGCAGGGCAGGGACCUCAACGGCUGCGGCUUCCACGCCCUCUUCAACGCGAGCACCGUUCUGACCCGCCUCGCCCCCUCCAGUGAGGGUCUUGCCGGUAUGUCAACAACAACGCAUAGUGGUCUGCACGAUGAAUUGGCCUUCCAGAGCGAGCGCGCUGCGUGGGUGGCCGCGCUCAAGGCGAAAGCCCAGCAGGAGGGCGACCGCUUCUACCCAUGGACGAUCCGCUGCGUGGACGCAGGAGUGCUGGAGCGUCUGCAUGCCGAGUACUUGAUCGAACACUACCCUUCCCUCGCAGCUCUGGGGGGGAAAGAGGCGUUUGUGCUGCUCCCCGAGCUGUGCACAGAAUCGCUCAAGACCGGACUGUUCGGCGAGGCCGAAGCUACGGCCGUGCACGGCCACAUCCAGGCAUUCCGCCAAGCAUCGGUUCAGGCCGUGGCAUUCCUCAUCGGCUCGCUCAAUCACUGGGUCACGCUGGUCGCUCACAAGCGCGGGACCGACGUCGAACUCUGGUAUAUGGACAGCCGCGGCUACGACAUAGCCGUGUGUGCGGGUGACGAAGAGCUACUGCACCACAUGGUGCAAACGUACGUCGAGGCAACUGCAAGCGAGUCGCCCCUGGGCGUUGAAGAACGACGGAGAUCUCACCUCCAGUCUCUGCGAAGCACCCACUUUGCCAUUCACCUGCUGGCAGACUGCCUUGCAGUGGAAGGCAUUGCCGAGUGUUGGCUUGCCUUUCGCAAGGAAAAGACGCCGACCUCGCCGCCACUGAGCCCGUCCUGGACCGAAAACGACGCGAGGGAGCGACGGAAAGCGCUGGUGCUGGAGUGGUUGCGUGACUACAACGGCCUGCAGGCCCUGGAGCGCGACGUGGUGAGGAAGAUCGAGAUGCGGGGCGGUAUCGAGAAGCUGAGCCCGCAAGCGAGGCUUACGCUUCGAACGUGGCUGGACGACAUGGUCGGCCACCACUUGAGCGAAGUGCAACCACGAGACGUCGAGCCGGUGGAAGCAGAGAGCACGACAGGCGCAGCUGUGGGUGAACGAACAUUGGCCAGCUUGAAGGCCGGCUGUUCUUCGGCGUCCGGCUCCCGCUGGGCCGGGGGCCUCUCCUCGGGCGGCUUCUGGCCCUUCUGCAACACCGUGUCCUUGGGAAUGAGGUCGAUCUUGCGGAACACCAGCUUCUUCUGCGCCGAGCACACGAAGCGCACGUCCUCUUCCUCUAUCGGGUUGGGCGUUUCGAGUCCCUACGCGCGACACAUGAUCAGCACGCGCGCGUUCCCUUCCACCACCGUGACGCGUACGGUGGAAGAGGAAGGUGCACAGGCAGAGGACGAGUGA